Messenger RNA from Sphaerodactylus townsendi, 2805 nucleotides. It is a transcript of the gene SHISA8, whose product is annotated as shisa family member 8. Gene Ontology annotation, biological process: regulation of short-term neuronal synaptic plasticity; regulation of AMPA receptor activity. Bases 540 to 1754 code for a protein of 404 amino acids. Lineage: Eukaryota; Metazoa; Chordata; Lepidosauria; Squamata; Sphaerodactylidae. The record is from RefSeq and is a predicted model, not a curated record. Gene Ontology annotation, cellular component: postsynaptic membrane; postsynaptic density; dendritic spine membrane. The transcript has 4 exons.
CACAGUGUCUCUGAAGAAGGGGAAGAGAGAGAAAGAGACCGGCUGCCUCCAGGAUUUUUUUCGAGCCAAGAGGAGAAUGUAGUCCAUGGUAUUUUCAGCUCAGCUUUUCAAAUGAAAUUAGAAUUACUUCUUUAAAAGUGGAUCGUGUGCCUUCAGCUUCCUGAAUUCACUCAGAAAAUUCAGAGGCAGUCUUUGGACUUAGAUUGUGCUACACAUCUUUUGGAUUGUCUUUUUUUUCUGGGGUGUUUUUUUUUUGUCUUUUUAACUUAUUACUCCCAUUUCCUUUCCCUCCCUCCCUUUCAUUCCACAUCUUUUACUUGGCUGGAAGGCUUGCAUUAAUUGUGAGAUUUGCUAAGGAGAAAACAGUUUAGUGAGGAGGGGCUGAACUCUGCCUUCUCCUCUGGAAGUGAUAGAUGAAGACAUGUUGUGAGUCCUAGCUUUGAAUUGGGAAUUUUUGAAUCCCUCUUUUGUUGCAUUGCUGGACAAAAUAAGAUUCUUCUCCAUUGUGGAAGUUGAUCUCUGAAGCAAAAGAAGUUUCAAUGGUGAGCCAGGGUGGAAUACGCAUGGAUCGAGGUUAUAUUUUUGGAUUCUGUUGCCUGGUUCUGUUGGAUCCAGGACAGGUUUGGACUGGAGCUCCCAAGACCCAGAAACCUGAGUUGGAAAUGCAAAUGCAGGUGAAUGACAGUACCAGCUCAGUUCCUACCUCAGAGGACGCUGCUAUGAACCCCACUGAGGCCAUUCCUGGAGGUGAUCAGUGCCGUGGUUAUUAUGAUGUAAUGGGUCAGUGGGAUCCUCCAUUUAAUUGCAAUUCAGGAAUCUACAACUUCUGCUGUGGGACCUGUGGGUACCGGUUUUGCUGCCAAUUCACAACAGGGCGACUGGACCAAAGUGGCUGUUCCAAUUACGAUACACCACAAUGGAUCAGCAUAGACCAACCACCCCAUCGAGUGGAUGAGACCCCUGUGAAUCCAACCAGGGACAAGACCAACAUGAUUGUAUACAUUAUAUGUGGUGUGGUGGCCAUCAUGGUUCUGGUGGGCAUCUUCACCAGACUGGGACUAGAAAAAUCACAGACCCCUCAGGCAGAGAUGACCAUAUCCAGAACCCUUACUGAUCUGCUGAAGCAGCCAGGUCACAGCACAUCUGAUCUCUUGCCUGAUGGCCACAUUGGCAGCGUGCAGGUACAGAUUGGUGAUGGGCAUUCUCGAGGAUCUCCCAGGAGUAGCAAAGACAAGAAUCACCUGAACAAUGCUGUGGUUAAUCCCACCACUGCCACGCAGAUUGGACUGCCACAUUCACACAACAACUGGUUGCAAAUGGCCAGCACUAUGCCACACAAGGCACCUGACUAUGCCAAAUACGCGACUCUCAAGGCUGUAGAAAGUGCUCCUGAAGAAUUCUACAAGCACUUCCCCAUGGUAGACAUGCAUCCUUCAGGCACUCUGUCCUUUCCUCCGUUGACACUACAUCAGAAAGACAUCCCACCUCUCCAAGAUGGCUGUGGCUUGAUCGGCAUGGCAACACCAGGGCAGAAGGCCAAAGUGAUGAAAUCUAAUGCCCACAUUCUAGCAAGCAGCCCAGCCUUUAAAGGUGGCUGGGAUCACAGCCAUCCUGACCAUCGGAGACAGGCCUACACCACCAAGCGUCAAUUCAGCGUUGAGAAGCUGCCUGAGGCAUUCAACCAGACACCUACUCACUAUGGCCAGCAACAGCGAUCCUUUCCCACCAACAGCAAGACCGAGGUCACUGUCUAGAACAGAACUGCUUUUUAUUAUUGUGUUUCCCCAUUACUUUGAAAUAUUCUAGCCGCCUGGGAGGUGGGGAUGUUCUUGCCAAACUAGAACACUUGUUGUGACAUAUCAGCGUAACUCCCCACUGGCACUGCCAGGUUUUGUGAGGGAGCAAGGGAAAUGUAAAGAAAAGAGUGGUCAGCAGUACUUCUAAGCUAUCCAUAGCUCCUGCCAGAACUUUUGGUGUGGCCCUCUGUUUUCUGUGUUCUGACUGAACUUGGUCAACAUGCAUGGGGAAACCAGCAUGCAUGUUGCUCUGUGAUUUGAUGCAUGACCGUUCUUUCUUGUUCACCUCUUCAUUACAGCAUACAUACACAGCAAAAUGGUCAGAGUCAACAGGAAACCUAAGGGACCCCCACUGUUGCGAUAAAAGUGAAAACAAAUAUGCUUCUGACCUGACCUGCCAUUGCAGGAAGAAAGACUAUCAGGAUUGAGACUAACAACAAGACAAAACUCUUGCAAUAAUCAACCAACCGCUACAUUGUGUUUGCACAUUUGCCCAGUAUUACAUUCCUUCUUGACUGUGCUUCAGUAAAUGCAAAAAAUGUGGCAAUUGGGGGGAGGGGGGAUAACAAUACUGAAAGUAGAAACACACUGUACAACAGGGAGCUUGACAAGGGCUGGAAGAAAACUUUAAAGUUUCCUUCAUUCUUUGUUUGAUUCUUGUCCUUCUCCUGUAGACUUUCUGGUUUAAGGCCCAUUUGUUAUUGUCUCUUCUUGCAUAUAAAUCUUUUGUGCCACUGGCAUGUUUGUCUUCCACUGAUCACUGCACACUGAGCAAAUGUUGGAGUACUGUUUGUUGGGAUACUUCCCUCAAGUGUGAAAAGGCUUGCGCCAAAUCCCUGGCAUGAAGACAUUGGAGCACUGCCAAUAAUUGUUGGUGGGGGGAGGGGGAAGAGAAUAUAAAUUGGAUUUGUAUAUCUCAUUUGUUACCUACUCCAUGGUGGCUUCUUGUAAAAACUUAAGCUACAAGUUGAAAAGUCAGCUUAAUACAGAAUUGGUCUAAAAUCGAAAA